GGGUCUGGCGCCCGAAUAGGCAGUCGAGGUGGAUUAGCCGACGCGCGAUCGAGUCUUUGUCGGAAAACGGUCGCGAUGGGUUGCCACCGUGCUGGCGACCAGACCCCUGCGCUAUCAAACGUGGCGAGCCUGAAACUACGCUAAAUAUCCCCCGCGCAGCACCCUCCAUUAUCGCCACCGCCCUCCUCCCCCCUCCCUGCCCCGCCUCUCGGGCAGACCAGUCGUUCCGUCGAACACGCUCCGAGUCACUGGCAUGGUGAACGACUGGCCUCCGUAUCCUCCCCUAGAUGAGACCGAACUUGAGAAAGCUGUGCGCUUAGAAGAGGAAAAUGUUGCGAAAAGAAUUAGCGAUGAGAUUGAUCGCGCCAUCGAACACGACAGACAGGAGAUGCGCAAGAAGCGCCACCAGACCAAGAUCCUGCUUCUAGGCCAAGCAGAGUCUGGCAAAUCCACCCUCCUCAAGAAUUUCCAGCUCCAGUUCGCGCCCAAAGCAUUCCACGCAGAGGCAGAGGGGUGGCGCGCAGUCAUCCAGCUCAACCUCGUCCGCUCCAUCAACGUCAUCCUCAGCCUCCUCUCCAAAGCGAACAGCAACCCCGCCUCGCCCUCCCCUCCACCGCGAUUCAGCAAGCCCAAGGACGACCUCCGGUGGCUCAAGGUGCGCCUCGCGCCGCUCCGCCAGGUCGAGGUGAUCCUCAACAGGCUGCUCGGCGUGAACCCCGACGAGACCGAUGACGCUGAUUUGGUGUUGGACAGCGGCCGGCUCUCUGAGGUGGCCAUCCGCUCCAACUGUGGGUGGCAGACCCUCAUGCGGACCGAGCGCUCGAGUCCAUCGAGUCGUUUUCUGUCCGACUUGGACGAUGCUAGGAGGAUUUUGGAGGCAUGCCGGGACGACAUUGUGUCCAUGUGCGAGGACGCCGUGGUGCGGCGCAUCCUGCAUGAACAAGGCGUUGUGUUAUUGAACGAGCCCGGAUUCUUCUUCGACCAAGCCGAGCGGAUAGCGUCGAUGACGUACGAGCCGACACCAGAGGAUAUCCUCAGGGCACGGUUGAGAACAGUGGGAGUGGAAGAGCAUCGACUAGUCAUGGAAACUCUAACUGCCUCUAUGGAGAAGGGGCGUGAGUGGGUCUUUUACGACGUCGGCGGCGCCAGAGGGCAGCGAGCCACUUGGGCAUCGUACUUCGAAGACGUCAACGCGGUCAUGUUCCUCUGCCCGCUUUCUGGCUUCGACCAGGUCCUAUCGGAAGACAGGGCCGUCAACCGAUUGAUAGAUACCAUGAAGCUGUGGAAGGUCAUAUCCUCCAGCAAGCUCCUCCAGAACGCGACGUUCGUCCUCUUCCUGAACAAGUCCGACAUCCUGCGGAAAAAGCUUGACUCCGGUGUCCUCUUCCGCGAUCACAUAGAGCAGUACAAGGACCAGCCGAACGAUUUUGACAGCGUCACCACCUACAUCAAGAAGGUCCUCCUUGCGAUACACAAAGACAACACACCGAAAAAGCGCGAUGUGCACGUACAUAUCACCUGUGCAACAGAUACGAACAUGAUGUCCAUCGUCCUCAACAGCAUACACGACGUCAUCCUCAUGAACGCCCUCGAAACGACCAGCCUGAUAUCCUGACGGGCCAAGCACAGCACAUCCCGACCUCCACUCGUGACUCUGGCAGUCCGCCAUGUCACGUCAUGUCAUGUCCAUACUACUGUAUACAUACCACACGUUAUGCUCCACAUCACUACCGCACAUGCUAUAUUCAAGUUCUCACGACCGCUCGGACACGCUGGUAUAAUACGGUAAUGCGCUAGUGUAUAUUCGCUUAGGAAUUCUUGUGAUAUCCGUGUAGGAGGUACACGUGUCGGGUGUCGCUGCUGUCUUGUUGCAAUCGAAGAUGUUGUCGUUGGGAGGUCGUCGAUAUUAAUAUUCAUCGCUCGUGUUAUC
Messenger RNA from Laetiporus sulphureus 93-53, 1930 nucleotides. RefSeq names its product G-alpha-domain-containing protein. Gene Ontology annotation, biological process: adenylate cyclase-activating G protein-coupled receptor signaling pathway. The coding region runs from base 254 to 1615 and encodes 453 amino acids. Lineage: Eukaryota; Fungi; Basidiomycota; Agaricomycetes; Polyporales; Laetiporaceae. The transcript has 13 exons. Gene Ontology annotation, molecular function: guanyl nucleotide binding; GTPase activity; G-protein beta/gamma-subunit complex binding. Gene Ontology annotation, cellular component: heterotrimeric G-protein complex. The record is from RefSeq and is a predicted model, not a curated record.